Zea mays is the source of this 1337-nucleotide messenger RNA. RefSeq lists its product as uncharacterized. NCBI's taxonomy places the organism in Eukaryota, Viridiplantae, Streptophyta, Magnoliopsida, Poales, Poaceae. The transcript has a single exon. The record is from RefSeq and is a predicted model, not a curated record. Bases 847 to 1131 code for a protein of 94 amino acids.
AAACCAAGUCAAUAAAAGUGGAGCAGCCUUUGAUCCAGUCUGCCACCAGAAGUUGCUUUUAUGCUGAAUUUCGGUACAUCAUGUUGACCAGGACUACUAAUGACUCCAGUUUUAAUCCACUUAGUUUCCACAUUUAAUAAUCUCUACCUGGUUCUCUUGUCAUUGCACUUAUUGCUUCUAAAAUUUUUCUGCUUCAAGGAGUUCAACACGGGGCGCUUCACUUGUUUGUAAUUGAGGCAAAUUAGUCUGCUUUGAUACCUCUACUACUUAUUAAGGACGCAAGAGUACCCUGUCUCUGACUUUGUUCUGCCACCGGCCGUUCCGACAUCCGUGAAUCUGAUAGCCCAUUUUAGGGUCGCUAUGCACACUUUCUUCUGUGUAAUGCAACUUCAUUAGUGUUGCUAUGCACACUUUCUUCUGCACCAACCACAAUAUUCUCUUGGGAUGCUGUCAAUGGGAUGAAUGAAUUGCAUAUUUUAGGGUCUUUGCUACACUAUAGAGUAGAUGGGUUAUAAAUAUACAAAUCUCAGCUUCCUAUCCAUUCUUUCUAUCUAGAGUUGUAGACACCACAUAGUAUACAGCAGCAGGAGCAGUGCUUUGCUCAGUCCACCUUUGUUGAAGCUGGGCUGAGAGUGUAGGAGUGAAGCCCCAAGGCUCUCUGGUAGGCGAUCCACCACACUACCCGACCCCCACCCUUUUUCCUCAACUUGUAAAUUGUCGCCCCGACUACUCACUCUACCACCGCAAUCGCGUCAUCAUUAACAUUUCUUCUUCGUUCUUUUCAGGGCCAUCGAGGAUCGAUCGGGCGGCGGCGCCGUCGGGCAGAAGCGGUCGUCACCGGACAAGAUGCACAGGUCCACCAUGGACGUCGUCUACCACCACCACCACCACCAAGAGUCGCUGUUGACGGGCAACGUCGCCGCCACCGCCAGCGCCGGUAAGAAGCUGGGCGUGGAGCGGUUCGAGUUGCCGCUGAUCUACAUCUCGCUGUCGCGGAAGGAGAAGGACGACAAUUUCCUUGCGAUGAAGGGCACCAAGCUACCCCAGUGGCCCAAGAAAAGGGCCAAGAACGUGGAGACCCUCCAAGUAUUAAACACCUGGCCUGAGAUCGAUUUGAUCCUCUAUUUCUAACCCGAUCCAAAUCGAUCUCUGCUCUCAAAACUUAAACAUGUGCCCCUUGCUUUUUAUCAUGCAGUUUAUCUUCCUGGGGAUGUGGUGGGGUAGGGGCCAUAGGAUGGAUUUGAAUUCAUGAUAGUAUCUACACAUGUACACUGCUUAAAGAUACUAUGUACGUAUCUAUAUCUAUUACAAUUUUGUAUAAAUACUUUUUGAUAGUU